AUGGGAAUUAAAGAUUGGUUCAAUUUGAAUAAAAAAGAGGAAAGUAAAACUUUGCAAGAAGAAGGCAGAAGCUAUUCUAGCUCAACUAGAAUUUAUUGCCUACCUGACGAAGAAGGAAUAACAAAAUGCAAGAAAAUCACUACAAUCAGAUCUCGAUCUGGAUCAGAACCUCCAUCAGAAGAAAUUAUCGAAGAAGAAAUACCUUAUGAUGAGAAUUUCAUGGAUGGGCCUGAAUUUGAUGAAAUAAGCCAACUAGAAGAAUGUUUUAGAAAGCUUCUUGAUCCUUUUAGCCAUCUUGGCAGAUAUAGUGAAUUUUUUGAUAAAGAAAAACAUAGCCAUGAUGGAUUAUUUAGACAUUUUAGAAAUCCUCAAAGAUUUAAUGAGAAUCUUGAUGAAUUUUAUCGUGAUUAUUACAAAGAUGAAAGCAAAUCCAUUUAUGAUGCAUAA
Blepharisma stoltei is the source of this 447-nucleotide messenger RNA. The record is from the annotation of a GenBank genome assembly. Lineage: Eukaryota; Ciliophora; Heterotrichea; Heterotrichida; Blepharismidae.